Molecule: messenger RNA, 5487 nt
Organism: Dama dama (fallow deer)
Lineage: Eukaryota; Metazoa; Chordata; Mammalia; Artiodactyla; Cervidae
Gene: TFAM
Product: transcription factor A, mitochondrial
Exons: 7
Coding region: 145-885 (246 amino acids)
Molecular function (GO): transcription cis-regulatory region binding
Source: RefSeq, a predicted model, not a curated record
UUCCCAUAGUGCCUCGAGAGUGGCGGGCACGAUAGUAAAUUUGGUAGGCUCUCUCGCGGGUUUAAGUCGGCUUUGUUGAGGUUUCUCUUUUGCCAGGGCGCUGUAGGGAAUUGGGGCCUGGUCAGUGCUUUGUCUGCGGAUGCAAUGGCGCUUCUCCGGGGCGUGUGGGGCGUGCUGAAUGCACUGGGAAAGUCGGGAGCGGAUCUCUGCGCGGGCUGUGGCAGUCGACUGCGUUCUCCCUUUAGUUUUGCGUAUGUUCCAAAAUGGUUUUCAUCCAACUUGAGUGGUUAUCCAAAGAAGCCUAUGACUUCAUACGUUCGAUUUUCUAAAGAACAGCUGCCCAUAUUUAAAGCUCAGAACCCAGAUGCAAAAAAUUCAGAACUAAUUAAAAAAAUCGCCAAGCUAUGGCGGGAACUUCCUGAAUCAGAGAAAAAGAUAUAUGAAGAUGCUUACAGGGCAGACUGGCAGGCAUACAAGGAAGAGAUAAACAGAAUUCAAGAACAACUAACUCCAAGUCAAAUGGUAUCUUUGGAAAAAGAAAUCAUGCAGAAACGUUUAAAAAAGAAAGCAUUAAUAAAAAAGAGAGAGUUAACAAUGCUUGGAAAACCGAAAAGACCUCGCUCAGCUUAUAACAUUUUUAUAGCUGAACGUUUUCAGGAAGCUAGGGAUGGCACAUCACAGGUAAAGCUGAAAGCUAUAAAUGAAAACUGGAAAAAUCUCUCUAAUUCUCAAAAGCAAGUAUAUGUUCAACUUGCUAAAGAUGAUAAAAUUCGUUAUUAUAACGAAAUGAAAUCUUGGGAGGAACAAAUGAUGGAAGUUGGACGAGAAGAUCUUAUACGUCGCUCAAUUAAAUACCCAGCAAAAAAUGACCCUGAGAAGUUUUAAAAUAGAAGACUGAGUUAUGUUCAUAAUGGAUAGAUACAAGAAACCAACUAGGUCUCAAUACCCAAAGCUGUUGUAAAAUUAGAAUGGAUAAAGUUGGUGAACAUUUAUAUUUAAUUCCUUUUCUGUAGCCCAUGGACUUCUGCCAGCCAAUUCAAUACAUUUUGUAUUGGUGUCUUGCUUUUGAAAACCCAAACAGAUAAGAGUUCAUGUGGAAUUUAUUUUGUGUUUAGGAACUACUGAGCAUCAAAAUAAUCCAUGAAAUGUAGCAGUGAAUCAUUUCACCUUUGAUAAAGGUAAAUCAGACUGUGAAGUUUUUUUAUACUUGAUGAUUAUGGAAAAAAUAUUCUUGUUUCCUUAUAUUAUGGAAGCAGGAGUUUCCUAUUCAUAAGUAUCUCAAAGUUUGUAGAAGCCAUAGUGUUCUAUGAUAUAACUACAUUUUUAAAAGAGCAUCCAGAACUCAUCCUGGUAAAUUCCAAAUCCUGAGUAUAAUUCAUAUUUAAUCAGAGUUGAUGGUUGUACAUAUGAGGAAUUUCUGGUGUCAGUUGCAACUUUUAUAAAAGGGAUAGAGAGAUUUAUAAACCUUUUCCUCAAUGUCUUUUUCCUAAAUUAAAAACUAAAAAAUUAUGUACCAAAUCUAUGCAUAUUGUUUUAUAUUGCAUAGAAUAAAAACUAUGUUUCCUAAUUAUGUUUUAAGGUGAAACAUUCAUUUUAUAGCUUUCUGGGAUUUUUGUUUGUUUUUUUAAAGUAGGAGUUUGUAUACUGAAUUAUUUUUUCUCUUAUGUAAAGAUAUUUAUCCAGAAAGUAGAGAACUUGUUUGGUGUAAGUUUUAAAAUGAGAGAUCUAAAAAAAUCAUGUCUCCAAAGUCUCUCAAAUUGGAACCUAUAAUUUUUAAACAUUUGCAUAACAUAUGAAAGCCUAUAUAAUAAUGGCGAGUUCUAGCCUGAUGCCCAUAUCCAGCCCACUGCCUGCUUUUCAUGGCCUUGUCAACUAUGAAUUGUUCACAGUUUUAAAUAGUUAAAAAAAAAAGCAUGCUUCAAGACACAUUUUGAAAAUUAAUAUGAAAUUCAGUGUCCAUAAAAAAAAAGUUUUCUUGGAACACAGCCACACUCAUUGUUUAUGGCUGUUUUUGUACAACAGUGCAGUUGACUAGUUGCUACAGAGAUGUGUAGCCUGCAAAGACCAACCCAUGUAGUGUGGAAUGAGAUGCUCUUAAGUUAUUUGCUAUGGCUCAGUAAAAUACAUCUUAACAGUUUUCCAGUUAGCAUUUAAACCAUACCAUCUUUUAGCAUUUGAUUAUCUUCUUAAUAAGUGUAAAAGGUCUUCAAAAUCCACACCAUCUUUUUGAGCAAAAUGCUCAACUGUCAUCGUCGGUUCACGUGAAUUUAUAACUCAAAAUUUAUAUAUUUACUUUGUAUUUUGCAAAAUAUGCAAAAAAAAAAAAAAGAGUGUGUAUUCUAGAUCUCCAGAAAGAAGAUUUUUGUAGUUUGUGGAUAGAAAAUAAGUAAAAGAAUCACUAGAAAAUGACUUGUUACAUACUGAACUUGGCAAAGGUCGGGACUGUUAGAGAAAAAUACAGCUUAAGAGGACUAGCCUAAGAUUUAAAUAUAUGAAGUUGUUUGAAGUUUUCAAACAACUUUCCUCUGUGGGUGGUAAUUCAGGACAAAGUCUGCCAUUAUGUAAAUGACCCUUGGUCUGAGGGUAGAGUAUUCUGGGGAGGAAGACAUAGGGAAGAAAAGGACAUUUGCUAGUGUCUGUCGCAAGCUUUCUCAAUUAGGUUUCCAGGAAAGAAUUAAGCCCUAAUUCCCUAUGGCAUCUAGAAUGGUACUGAUUUUGUACCAUCCUUAGGAGAAUGGAGAAAAUAAUCACUCAAAUAAUUUACUGUGUUCUGUGCUUCAGACGAGCCUAGGGAGCACAUGGGAGUCAGUGUUUAUAAUAAAUAUUAUAGAAUGGGUGAGGAAGAGAAAUGAAUUAUAAACUCCUGUAGCACAAAUGUAUAAAACACAUCUUUGUACCUACCUUCUGAGCUCUAGGAUUUAGCUGCCUAUACUGUUUUACACUGAACACAUUCAGAUAUCUUCCUGAAUAUACUGGGAAGUUCAGUGUCUGCUAAGUUCUCACGUAUAUACUUCUUAAUAUAGGGAGGAAAGGUAUGAAACAGUGAAAGGAGCUGUAGCAAAACCAUUUUGUUUCUAACAGAGUGUCAUUGUUAAUACUUUAAAUAUUAAGAUAAUCUGAUUUCACACCUUUUUUUUUUCCCCACACCUUUCUUAAUAAACCUCAGUACAUGGAAUGUGUUAGUCGCUCAGUUGUGUCCAACUCUCUGCGACCCCAUGGACUAUAGCCCACCAGGCUCCUUUGUCUAUGGGAUUCUCCAGGCAAGAAUACUGGAGUGAGUUGCCAUUUCCUUCUCCCUACUGUGUAUUAAAUGCCAUCCAAUUUAACAGUAUAUACAAAUACUCUGUUAUAAAGAAUGAGAGCUUAUAUCAAUAACCAGUGGCUAGGUGUGUAACCGGUCGCCAUUCUUAAAUAACUGAACAAGAAACUAAAAGCUAAAGAAUUGUGACCAGGGAAAAGAUGCUUAAGUGAAAACAGUGUUUAUGCUGUCUGAGCAGUCAAUCACAGAUAUGCUUAUGUUCACUAGAGUACCAAUAUUAGAUUUUAUAAAAUAAUUUGACAAGGAUGUGUGUGUAGUUAUUUUCCGAUGUUUAAGGGAUAUGUGCAGAUUCAGCCUACUGUAAUCAUGUAAUUUUGCUAUUGUUUUUGGCUAACUCCUUUUUUGGAAAUGCCAUUUUUUUUUUAUAAGAUAUAUGCUUUUUUAAAUAGUUGGCCAUGAAUGUGUAUAUUUACAUUGCUGAAUUAAAAUGGAGUUAAAGUAACUAGAAAAUUUUAUAAAUAUUUCUGAUAUUAACGGUACCUAAAAUUAAUCACCACCAGAUUGUGCUAAAGCAGCAGGAACUUCUUAUAUAGGUAAGUAAUUAAUUUCCAUUAUUUCUCUUAAUUUUACCAAUCUUUUUACUGUAAGACUACUCCAACAAAAAAAGAAUACUCUCUUCCUUCCUUUUCUCUCCUCACAGCCACUAUUCCUCUUCCUUUUCAAAGCACCAAGCUCUUACAGACAAAUUUGAAAAUGUUAUAAGUGCAGAUAAUAUGUUUUGAAAUUUUAAAGCAAUAAUACUCUUUUAAAUUGAACUUUUAGGAAGAAUUAAAAAAUGAACAUAUUGAUUAUUAUUUUGAAUUUGUAAAAUUUUCCAAAUAGUAAAACUGUACAAAGUUAUUAUCAUCAUUCUGUCACAUUGUUCACAAAUAAAAUAUUUUUGGUAAUUAAAUCAUUGAUUAUAUUUGAUGGAAAAUACAUGAAACCAUCUUCUAGCACAUUAAAAGUACUUUAAAAAAUUUUUACUGGCUAAGAAACUGCAUACUUAAAAUUGACUGUAAACAAAAGUUUUAAAUAGGCUAAACAUUUUAAAAUUACCCUAAUGGCAGAAAGUAAAGAACUAAAGAGCCUCUUGGAGGUGAAAGAGGAGAGUGAAAAAGCUGGCUUGAAACUCAACAUUCAAAAAAGUAAGGUCAUUGCAUCUGUUCCCAUCACUUUAUGGCAAAUAGAAGGGGAAAAAUUGGAAGCAAUGACAUGUUAUUUUCUUGGGUUCCAAAAUCACUGUGGAUGGUGACUACAGCCAUGAAAUUAAAAGACACUUACUCCUUGGAAGGAAAGCUAUGACAAAUCUAGACAGUGUAUUACAAAGCAGAGACAUUACUUUGCUGACAAAAGUUUGUAUAGUCAAGGCUAUUUUCUGAGUAGUCAGGUACAGAAGUGAGAGCUGGACCAUAAAGGAGGCUGAGCAGUGAAGAAUUGACGCUUUCAAACUGUGACCCUGGAGAAGACUUGAGAGUCCCUUGGAAUGCAAGGAGAUCAAAUCAGUCAAUCCUAAAGGAAAUCAACCCUGAAUAUUCAUUGGAAGGACUGAUGCUGAAGCUAAAACUCCAAUACUUUGGCCAUCUGAUGUGAAGACCUGACUUAUUGGAAAAGACCCUGAUGCUGGAAAAAAUUGGAAGCAAAAGGAGAAGGGGGUGGUAGAGGAUGAGAUGGUUAGAUACCAAACUCUGUCAGAUGAAAUUCAUCCACCUCUGAGCCCUGCAAAGGAUUGCCUGUUGAGGACAGUGCUGUUGCAUUUUAUGGGAAAAUAAAUUACGUGAAUUUAAAAUAAUAUGAAUAAAUAUUUGAAAGUUGUAUAUUAUGCACGACGUUUAAAAUAGUGCAAUCUUAAAAAUUUUUUAAAUGGCUGGGAAUCAUAGAAUUUCAAAACACUCUUAAACAGCAAAGUGAGGGCAGCGUUUGAUAUUACUAUAUGCAGUCACCUUUAACAAAAUUUAUCAUGUGUCAGUUUCAUAUAUAUGUUGUGUAUGUGCUUUGAAAGUUUUGUAAAUGAUCUGCCGACUUGUACUGCUAUUUUAAUAUUCAGUGUUGUUAUAAUCCAAAAAGUUUAAAAAAAAAUCAACUAACCGAAAUACUCAUUUAGGAGUGGUAAUGAUUGUGCUGUAAAACAUUUCUAAAAGCUAGUAACUCUGGAACAGAAUCAUGUUUGUAAUAAAAUUUAAUUCUGA